AUGGCCCAGCGGGCGCGCAGGGGGCAGGGGCAGGACGAGGAGGAGGAAGCGGAGGAGGGGGAGGCGGCGAGGGGCAGCCAAGCGCGGGCCAGGAGCCAUGCGGAGCCCGCGGCGAGCGGCGGCAGGACCCAGGACCGGCAUGAGAGGAAGCGGAAGAGGCAGGAGGCGCAGCAGCUCCAGAAGAUCCAGCACCUGGAGUCUUUCUAUGAGAAACCUCCCCCUGGGCUAAUUAAGGAGAAUGAAACAAAACCAGAAGACUGCAUACCUGAUGUACCAGGCAAUGAAAGUGCACGAGAAUUCCUGGCACAUGCCCCAACAAAAGGGCUUUGGAUGCCUUUGGGAAAAGAAGUCAAAGUUAUGCAGUGUUGGAGAUGUAAACGUUAUGGACACAGAACAGGAGAUAAGGAGUGCCCAUUCUUUAUUAAAGGCAAUCAGAAAUUGGAGCAAUUUAGAGUAGCACAUGAAGAUCCAAUGUAUGAUAUAAUAAGGGAAAAUAAGCGUCAUGAAAAAGAAAAGAGGAUACAGCAACUGAAGCAGCUCCUGGAGGACUCUACCUCAGAAUCUGAUAGCAGUGAUGACAGUGAUGAGGAUGAUGAAGAUGGCAGCAGCUCCACUUCCUCAGAACAUAAACACAAGAAGAAAAAGAGAAAAAAGGAAAAGAAAAAGAAAGAAAAGAAAAAGAAGAAAAAGAGGAAGCAUAAAUCAUCCAAAUCUAAUGACAAGUCAGAAUCUGACUGACAGCAGUCACCUGCUGCAUGCUCAUUGACCUCUCUACUUGUGAGCUGCGAGGAAAGAUUCAGAAAAUGAGGAAGAAAACACCAGAAAGGGCUUUAUUAAACUUGAAACAUACAUGUGUAUGCACACAGCAUCCUACACUGGCAUCCUCUUCUGCCCCUCUGCAGUCAGAAAGAAGAAAGCUGCAUUAAACCAUAUCUUUGUGCUGUAAAACCCAUGCUGAGAGUCAUCCAGCUUGGUCAGAUGGGACCUCUGCAUUGCUGCCCGUGACCAGCAGCAGAAAAUGGCUACCACCAAGGGAUCACCGACAAACCUGCAGCAUUAGCAGACUCUCUGUUGAAGUAUCUUUACUCCAUGAAGUUAUUUUAUUAUAUACAAAGCCUCACUGUAACAGGACUGCAGUUUGCACCAUGCAGAGCACUAAGAGUUCCCUUACAGUGCUUAUAACGAGCAGUUUGUACUGUAUUUUCUUCUCUGCAUACGUGCUGAAAUUGUGUACUUAUCCUAAUAUUGGCAGCUAGGGAAAUAAAGAUUGCUGCAGGGGAAAAAAGUAAUCAAGGGGAUUUACUUUAAGACAAAA
This is a messenger RNA of Hirundo rustica (Barn swallow), 1315 nucleotides long. It is a transcript of the gene RP9, whose product is annotated as RP9 pre-mRNA splicing factor. The transcript is spliced from 6 exons. Gene Ontology annotation, biological process: RNA splicing. Bases 1 to 738 code for a protein of 245 amino acids. The record is from RefSeq and is a predicted model, not a curated record. NCBI's taxonomy places the organism in Eukaryota, Metazoa, Chordata, Aves, Passeriformes, Hirundinidae.